AUGGAGACUCGUCGACUCCAAGUUUUGGCGAGUACCAUGGCUGGAAAGACGGUAGAGUUCUCAAUGCACAGCGACGACAGCCUGCUCUACUUACGCCAUCAAGUGAGCCGGAGUCUGGGGGUGUCGACAUGGCAGCUCCGUCUGCUGCUGGACGGCGAGAUCCUGGACAAGAGAGGACGCCUCGAGGACAUGGUGCCCACAGAGGCUCACGAGUUGGAAGUCCUGACGGUGACAGUGCCGCUCCCCUCAGAGGUGGCAUCUCGCAGUGCCAGCCUGUGGUCCCUGCUUCGGCACAGGAUCACACGAGAUGUGCUGUGCCGAAGUCCGGCGAUGAAGCCUGCAGCGAAAGAGCGCAUCUUGCUAGGGGAAGUGGACUUCUUCUACAACGGGGACAACUUGCUGGAGAUGGCUGCACGUAGCCUCCCCCGAAGCGAGGCCAAAGAUCUGGGGUGUCUGCUCUUGGAUGGCGGCGCCGACGUGAACGGCCAGUCCUUAGAUGGCUUCACGCCCCUUCAGACUGCCUGCUGCCGUGGAUUGGUCGGACUGUCAGAACUACUUCUGCAGCGUGGAGCGAACAGGUUCAGAGCAUCGCCUACAGGAGAGGAUGCACUUGACUGUGCGCUCGGCUUCCUUGCGGCUUGCGAUCGUUUCGGCUCCCAGGAGCGGGAGGAGGACGUGGACCUCGCAAAGCUGUGCUGCCGCCUGCGGAACAGCCGCAUCGAGCGUGCCCGCUCCUCUGGCGAGCUUCAAACGGCCCUUGCCAAGGCACGGCUGUGCCUGUCAAGGGUGGCGACUCAGCUGGCACUCCUGGGAGGCAAGUUCGUGAAACUUAGCCAGGAGGAGGUCUUUGAAAAAAGUGGCCUAAACAAGGCCUCGGUUCAGAGCUUCGGGGAGCAUCUCUGGGCUGGCUGGCCCGGUGCCUUCUUGACCUUUGACACUUGGAUCUCAAGGGUACCAGACAUCCAGGAAUCCUUCGCCCAUGCGCGGUCACGGGUGCUUUCUUACCGUCUCAGCCAAAAUAAGCAAACAAUCUGGACCGGCUGUGGCAGCAACCGCAGAGAUCCCUAUUGGCUGUGGGGGGAUUACGGGUAUUACUACUACGAUGAGUGGGGCUGGGUUGAAGGCCUUGAACGAGGCGACUGUGGGCUGUCAAUCGGCGAGUACUACCAGAAGAAGACGCAGAACCGCAAGCGGGACACUGCGAAGGCUAAUACCCGCAGCUGCCGCCGUGUGGCAUUCGAGCCAAGUCGUCGCUACGACUCACACUCUGCACGCUUGGCGCGGCGAAUGCCACGCAGGGAUGUCCAGAUGGCGCGGCGCAAGGAGCGACUACGAGGUGGGCGACGGAAUCUUUCGAAGUUCCAGCUGGUCAGAGAUCAGAUCUGGCAGUAG
Molecule: messenger RNA, 1392 nt
Organism: Symbiodinium sp. CCMP2592
Lineage: Eukaryota; Dinophyceae; Suessiales; Symbiodiniaceae
Source: the annotation of a GenBank genome assembly